Messenger RNA from Brachypodium distachyon (stiff brome), 1108 nucleotides. RefSeq names its product fatty-acid-binding protein 3, chloroplastic. The transcript has 5 exons. The record is from RefSeq and is a predicted model, not a curated record. Gene Ontology annotation, cellular component: chloroplast stroma. Gene Ontology annotation, molecular function: intramolecular lyase activity; fatty acid binding. Bases 78 to 902 code for a protein of 274 amino acids. NCBI's taxonomy places the organism in Eukaryota, Viridiplantae, Streptophyta, Magnoliopsida, Poales, Poaceae. Gene Ontology annotation, biological process: fatty acid metabolic process.
AUGAGCGCAACUAGCAGCACUGCACUCUACUCUCCCGGGCACCUCACCACCCAGCGCCGCCGCGGUUCGCGGCGACGAUGAUCGUCGCGGCGUCUGUCGUGGCGGUCCUUCCGCUGGCCGGCCCCGCCCUCGCGAGGCCCGCCGCGGCCCCUCUCCGCACGUUUCCCCUUUCGCGCGGCGACGUGCUGGCGGGCUCCGCUUCCCGAUUGGCCUGCCGCUGCCGCGUCGCGCGGGGCGGCGCACGGAGGCCGCUGAUCUCCUUCGCAGCGGGGGAAAACGCAGUUGGUGAUGCUUUUGUUGGGGAAGGCGCGACAAAUGUGAAGUUCCCUCGAGAGUUAACGCUUCCAGGCUACACAGAACCCUUGGUCAUUCUUGGCACAGGUUACAGAGAGAAGUUCUUUGUUAAAGUAUAUGCUGCUGCAUUCUAUGUGGAUUAUUCAAUUGGACUUGACACUGAGCAAUGGAAAGAAAAGGUUGGCAUUGAGAGCUUCGAUGCUUCCUCAGUUUUCAACACCAUUUUUAAAGCACCAGUUGUGAAAUCAUUGAGUAUAACUCUUGUUAGAGAUGUUGAUGGCAAAACGUUUGUGAAGGCUUUGGAUGACGUCAUUGCUCGACGAAUAAAAAAACCAACGGUUGAGGAAGAAUCCUCCUUGUCAACUUUCCGGAAUAUCUUUUUAGGGCGCAAUCUUAGACAGGGGACAGGCAUCUAUUUAACUUGGUUGGAACCCUCAAGAAUGCUGAUUUCGAUUUCGACAAACCAGGAUGCAUGUCAGGUUGACGCAGAGACCAAAUCAGCUACUGUUAAUUAUGCUUUAUAUGAUGGUUUCUUUGGUGGUUCUCCGGUGUCACCUACUUUGAAAUCUUCAACUGCUCAACUGCUUGAAGCUAUUCUUACAAAUUGACAUCAUACCUGAGAUUCAAAUCGGUGGUACAUAUUCACGCAACACUUCCUAGAAUUAAAAUUGCAGGGCUAAGAAGCUUUGUACAAUACUUUUGGUAUCUUCGGCUGUUCCUUUGAUUAUCUCAUGUAACUGAAAUACGUUUAAAAUAUGAGCUUAUUUGUAUGAUUUAUUUGUUGCAGCAUUACUUGCCGGAAGUUUUUACAUUA